Messenger RNA from Paramecium sonneborni, 571 nucleotides. The record is from the annotation of a GenBank genome assembly. Lineage: Eukaryota; Ciliophora; Oligohymenophorea; Peniculida; Parameciidae.
AUGCUAUUCAAAAAAACCCUUUUUUACAUUCUAAUAAAAUGUUUAUUAUAAUUUUUAUUUAAACUGGACCAGUCAAUUUAUCCACCUUCAUACAGAAGGAUUAAAUAAUAAGAAGAAGAAAUGCGAAAAGGGUUGACAGAAGAAGAAAUUAAAAAAUUAGAAGAAAGUACAUAGAAAAAAGCAUUGGAAAUGAUAGAAUUGCUAAAGGUCUAGCCUGAAAUAUAUAAAUAAGAAAAUAAUUUGAAAUAAGAAUACCCUCCAUCAAUUUAUGAGGUAGUCAAAGAAUAAUAGGAUUGUGAAAUUUUAUCCUCUUUGAAUGAGUCAGAUCAAUAGAGUAUAUCUUAAAUGAAUAGGAAAAAACAUGUAAGUAAUUAGUAUGGUAAGCUAUGUACAAAGAAUACAUUUAUGAUAAAUAAAUUAAAGAGAAAAAAAAACAAGAAUAAUAAUAACAAAAUUCUUAGAAUGGAAAUAGACAAUAAAAUUAAGGGAACAAGGUGUUCAUAAUCUAUUUUCAUAAUAUAAUUAUUGAGAAGAUCCAGAUUUAUUGAUUUUUAUUAUCCAAAUUUUAUGA